This is a messenger RNA of Musa acuminata AAA Group (dessert banana), 2433 nucleotides long. Its product is annotated as B-box zinc finger protein 32. The record is from RefSeq and is a predicted model, not a curated record. NCBI's taxonomy places the organism in Eukaryota, Viridiplantae, Streptophyta, Magnoliopsida, Zingiberales, Musaceae. The transcript has 2 exons. The coding region runs from base 1581 to 2255 and encodes 224 amino acids. Gene Ontology annotation, molecular function: zinc ion binding.
CUGAAUCUAAUGAAGGCCUUUCCAUUCUCAUAUUUCAAUAUUAUUUUCGGAAAUUUCAUAUUUUUAAGCAGGGAUUAAUGUUUUAUAUGAUAAAUUUGGUGCCAACAUUCUGUCUUAUGACCAUUUUAAAACACUCAUUGCCAGUUGCUUAAUUUUGUUCCUGUACCUUGGCAAGGCCUGCCAUAAAAAUACUAGUAAUCAUGGCAAGUGAUGCCUUAGUUCUCCACAAACUCAAGCUGCAUGAUCGACCAACUGAUGAAUGAAUCAGAGGAUGUCCGCUUUACUGUCAUCGGAGAGUGGAGUUAUUAGCUGUGAAAGCAUGAUUGUGUUGUCAUUUGCUGACUACCACAAGUUUGCCUCUGUCAUCAUAGAACUAUCGAGUCGAUGAGAUCAAGAAUCUGAAUUACAGCCCUAAUAUCCACGAGUUUUGAACUCAACAAGAAGCUUGUGAUCUGAUGUCCUGCUUGUGGUUGAGCUGUCAAACUUCAUUGGCAUCAAGACCUGCCACCUGCUUUGAGCUGGCUCUUUCUUGAGCCUCAGGUAUGUAACUAGAAUCAUGAAUGUUAUUGUGGUUGUGUUUGCCUAGUACUUGAGGCUGCAAUUAGUUCAAAGUGGUUUGCCUGCCACCUCUUGUUUUUGCAUACAUGUCAAGGGCCAUAGAUUUGCCAAAUCUAUAUAUCUAUGACAGCCUGAUUCUGCUGCUUGGUUGUUGAGAAAUAGAGGAGGAUUUCUUAUCCAAACUAUACUCUUCUACCAUGAUGUUGAGCUCCUCACUUUAUAUAUACAAAUUCUUGGGCCACAAGGUGUUUUAGUCUCACACAAGAGGCAUAACUAUGGCCACACAGGUGUGGCAAUGCCUUCCAACUCCUUCCACCCCUCCGCCAAAUAACCUGUCAGUGUUUGAUUGAUCUGUUUGCUUGACCAGUUCAUAUGUUGAUCAUGCUGCUUCUCUCUUGGAAGCUCAAUCAUAUGAAAAUUUUCUCUGUUUUUAGCUGUUUCUUGUUGACAAGCUAAUGUUUAAUUAGAUGUCAAUCAUUAAUUUCUGCAAAUAUAGAUUAGAAAUUUCCUGUUCUCAAAUUUAUUGAUUGUGUGCAUUUUUUUUUUCUUCUCAAAUAUAGAUUAGAAACAUGGAGUUGGAAAUUAUACAGCUUUGGAAUCUUCAUCUCUAUCCUCUCAUUCUUUAUUGUAUUUUUCUGAUAAGCCCUCACAGGAUGUGCUCUGCCACCUCGGCAAAAGCAAGAUUUGGUCCAUAUCUAUGAAAAAUCUAAAUGUGUCUCAACCACAACUCUUAGAAUCCCAAGGAAAAAUGUAAUUAGAGCACAUCAUUUGCAUUUCAUUUGUGGCCAAGAAUGAACACAAAUUGAGCGGUUGCGUCCAAAGGAAUACUUGAAUCAGAAUCAAUCAGCUCAAAGCAAAAGAUUUCCUCCAUUUAUAUUCCCCUGUCGUCAUCAUCUCACGGCUUAAUAGCCACAAUAAGAAUACUUAAUUCGACGCCCCCCAAAAUAUCUCAGCCAACUCCACUGCUUCUAAUUCUACUUUAUAAGAAGGUGCUGCAAAGAGGCCAUCUAGCGGCAGGAGGGAUGAAGGCUGCGAGGUGGAGGGGCUGCGAGCUCUGCGGCGGUGCGGCCGCCGUGCACUGCGAGGCGGACGCGGCGUUCCUCUGCUGGGCAUGCGACGCCCGCGUGCACGGCGCGAACUUCCUCGUCGCGCGCCACCUCCGGCGCGUCGCCUGCGCCGGGUGCGGCGCCCUCGACGAGGAUCGCCUCCUCGCCGGCGCUGGGUCUCCUCCGGUCCGCUCCCUGUGCAGCGCCUGUGGCCCCGCUGGGUCCGGAUUCUCUGACGACUCGGAAUCGGUCUCCUGCAUCUCCACCGCGGAGUCGAUCGCGGCCGCGUCGGCCGGGCGGCGGGGGCAGGCGAGUGCGGAGGGGGUUCUGGCGAGAAGGGGCGGGCGUGCCGGUCUGGGGAGGCGGCGCGUCGCGGAAGCGGUGCCCGCUGCUGUGGGGCGUCCGAGAAGGGCGUGCCGGGGAACGGCGGAGACGCGCUCGAGGGUGAGCUUGGAGGCGGCGCCGUGGCUCGCCGCGAGGAGGCGCGGGUGGAGAGGGAGCGGCACGCGGGAGGAGGCGAUGCUGAGGAGCUCCAGGGCGGCUUCGGGCGUGCCUGUGGAGCUCAUCGUUCGAGCCUCGACUCGGCUCGCAGGUGCUGCGAUGCGCGCCAGAGCCAUGGCCAUGGAAGAAGGUUGGGCUGAGUGCUAUUAAAAGGCUUCCUUUCUCCUCCUCCUCUUUUACUUCCAGGCUUUGGUAAGUUGGAGGUCUGCAAUGUUAGUAGAAUAUGUGGAGAAAAAGGAAGAAAAAACUGAGAAAGCCUAUAUAAUUGUGGUCAUGCUUUUAGUACCGCAAACUAUAAUGUAUUCAACUGUGCAUUAUAUGCUUGUUA